AUGGAUGGCCGUUCAAGCAUCGAUGUAGGCGACUCUCCCAUUACCCCAGCACGGGCUGGGGGCUCUAAGCGUACCAAGCGCCCAAGGGAGGAUGAAACAGAGAGUCAAAGGAUCAAACGCGAAAAAGCUGCAGAGCGUCAACGACGGAAACGCGAGAGGGAUCGUGCUCAGGCUCAGGCGGAAGCAGCCCAGGUUCAGGUUGCUGCAACCGCCGCCAUUAUGGCGCUCGGAGGGGCAGAUCCUCUAACACAAUUUGCCCAUCUACAGGCCCAAGUCCAACAUCCCGAGCCACCUGUUCCAGUCGCCCAGUCGCCCAUUCCACCACCGAUAUUUGCUGCAGCCAAUCUCACCGAACAGGCCCCUCGACUGCCACCAAUUUCAGUUCAGCCUCAGGUACCACCUCCGCCCCCAGCGCCAGAGCCAGCACCGGAACCAACACCAGCUCCAGCUCCGCCGUCGCGGUCCAAGUCCCCAGAGUCACAACAAUCGCCUUUAACACCGGAAGAGCUUGAACGGAGGGAGAAGGUCCGUGCAGCAGCGAGAGAGCGGCAAAGGAAGCACAGACUUGCUGUUAAGCAGCGCAAGAUGCGAGAGCUAGGACUCGACGUCGAUUUAAUGACCGGCGCCAUCGAAGAUAUUCCAUACCAACCACCACCACCCACUUUCGUUCCCGAAUUGCCCAUCGCGCACUCGAGUUUUAAUGAUUAUCCCACCCAAAUUCAUGGGGGCCAAACGUUCGCUUCAACACUCCUUCUCUCCUUUUCCUGUGCUCCUCUGUUGAAAGCCCAUCUGUUACGGACGUUAAACAUGACUAACGAAGAGCUGGCCUCUCUGGAGCCUGUUAUUGCGGAGGCUUGGGAUCGUUGGAAUGCUCAGAGACAACUACACUACGCUGAGGCGGCGAAGAAUGGUGUACCCGUUCCUCCACCUCCAGUGUCCGGUCCUCAUCCAGCAUUCCCUGUCGAAUUGGCUGGGCACCCUCAUCCUAUACAUCUACACCCGCCGCCACCAGGACACUUGCCCGCGCACCUAGUCCCGCCACACCAUUCUCAGGUAUCCACGCUCCUCCCCCCUCAUUUAUCCCCUCAUGUUGCCCAGCAGCCUGACCAAUCACCCUCUUCACCCCAGCAACAGCCGCCUCAACCAUCUACUCCCCAAAAUCAACAUCAACAGGCGCAACCUCCCUCCUCUCCAGUGACACCCCUCCAGCACCACCCUCCCGCGCCAACGUUUGCCGUCUCGAGCGGACCGAGCCUCUCACCUCACCCAGCUCCACCAGAGACCAACCCCGCCCUCGACUUCCGCGCUCGGUUCUCAAGCCACUUAAAUCGACCCAUACCUUCUGCGUAUAGGAAUCUGUACGGGGAUUCGUCUCCGAGCACCUCGACGACUGGGAGUUCGAGUACAGCGCCGAGCAGCAGCAGUUCGACGAACUCGGGGAAUAGAAUAGAGGAUGCGGAUAUUGAUCCGCAUCUCAUGGAGGAGGAUGGUCGGGCGGGAGAGAAAAGCCCAUAG
Coprinopsis cinerea okayama7#130 is the source of this 1515-nucleotide messenger RNA. RefSeq lists its product as hypothetical. The transcript is spliced from 2 exons. Bases 1 to 1515 code for a protein of 504 amino acids. The record is from RefSeq and is a predicted model, not a curated record. Lineage: Eukaryota; Fungi; Basidiomycota; Agaricomycetes; Agaricales; Psathyrellaceae.